AUGUCGUGGAAUCCCUUGAAGCUGCUUAGAGGAGGAGGGAGGAUCUUCUCCAGUGUGUUCACAAAGGAAGGGAACGAAGCCAAAUACAGCAGGAGGGGGCGACCGCAGAUCGGAGUGGACGUUGACUUCAAUACCGCAGUCUUGAUCGCCUUGCUCAGCGUCGUUCUGUUCUCCUUCUCCCUCCCUCUGCUGUGGGGGCAGGCUGCCACCCUAUCCCAGUCCUUCUGGCUGAGCAGGAUCGUCUUCUUCCGCAUGCUGGGCCUCGUCUACUUGGUUGCCUUUGCUGUGGCCUUGUUUCAGAACAGCGGGCUGUUAGGAAGCAACGGGCUGCUUCCUGUCGACUUAUACUUGAAGAGGGUCAGGAGGAUGAACGACUGGCCGGAGCAGGGAUGUACCUGGAACAUGCUUAACGAGUACCCCACCCUCCUCUGGCUCGCCAAACCGGACCAAGUGGAUCGCUGGAUGUCCGGUAUGGCAGCGACGGGGAUGUGCCUGUCGCUUGCGGUCAUGGUGGUUGGAGGGAGCAACGUGCUGGUUCAGCUGCUGCUGUGGACCAUGUACCACUCGAUCAACACGGUAGGACAGCGGUGGUACAGCUUCGGUUGGGAGUCUCAGCUGCUAGAGACCGGCUUCAUCUCUAUUUUCAUGUCUCCCUUGCUCUGCUGGUCAGCUCUACCUCCUGGCUGCCCGACGCCAUGGGUGUGCGUGUGGGCGAUGCGGUGGCUGACGUGGCGGAUCAUGCUGGGAGCUGGUAUGAUCAAGAUCAGGGGGGACUCCUGCUGGAGGGACUUGACGGCAAUGUGCUACCACUACGAGACGCAACCAGUCCCCAACCCUUUCAGCUACUUCCUCCACUUCAGUCCUGUGUGGUGGCACAAGUUUGAGACUAUGAUGAAUCACAUUGUGGAGCUCCCCCUGCCGUUCCUGAUCUUGCUCCCUGUGACUGCCCUCGUUGUGUUUGGGGGGAUGGUGCAGAUCUUGUUCCAGAUUACUCUUAUCCUGUCGGGCAACCUGAGCUUCUUGAACUGGCUGACUCUCAUUCCUCCCAUCUUGUGUCUCAAUGAUAACUUCUUGAGCUUUCUGUUUUCUGCGGAGACUAUCUCGCAGGACUACCUCACAGGCAUUUACUUUGCCCUCUGCGCGCUUCUUGUUUAUCUCAGUGCUCCUGUUGUUCAGAACAUUCUCUCGAAGAAUCAAGUCAUGAACACAUCCUUCGGCUCUUGGAAGCUCCUCAACACCUAUGGAGCUUUUGGCUCCAUAACGAGAGAGAGAGAAGAAGUUGUGAUAGAGGGAACCUAUGCCGAUCUAGACGAGGAGGAUGAGGAGAAAGUGGAGUGGAAGGAGUAUCUCUUCAAAGUCAAGCCUAGCGAAACCUCCCGCAGACCUCCAUGGAUCUCUCCAUAUCACUACAGGCUGGAUUGGCUCAUGUGGUUUCUUCCGUUCUCGGACCCAAGACGAAACCCAUGGCUUUAUCAUCUCAUAGGAAAAUUCCUGGACAACGACAAGAACGUUCUGCCUCUCAUACGACACAAUCCGUUCCAAGACGCAAAUCCCCCGAAGUUUGUCCGCGCUUCCUUGUAUCUUUACGAGUAUGCUCCUCCUGGCUCCGACGCUGCUGCUCGAGGU
Guillardia theta CCMP2712 is the source of this 1626-nucleotide messenger RNA. RefSeq lists its product as hypothetical. Gene Ontology annotation, biological process: protein maturation. The annotation marks the transcript as partial. The transcript has 11 exons. Gene Ontology annotation, cellular component: endoplasmic reticulum membrane. Lineage: Eukaryota; Cryptophyceae; Pyrenomonadales; Geminigeraceae. The record is from RefSeq and is a predicted model, not a curated record.